AUGCUAAUAACGCCAAAUCCCGCCCAUGAUGCAGUUACAACGACCAUCGAGUCCCUCUACGGGACCCCCCAAUUACCCCUCCGCAAAUCGCUGGAAAGCCAGCAGCCCGCGAAGAUGCCGUCCGCGACGAAGGCCGCAAAGCCGCCGGUGCUGAGGUUGCAGGCUGUGGACAGGGUCCCGAAUCAGAGCGACGACGAUGACGAUGAGAUUUCUGCGGUCACAGACGGGCUGCUUAGCGAGAGGCGCACGGCGCUACCGCAUCUCGCAGCCUCCCAAGCCGCGCCUGUCUUCACGCUCCCUGGACAUCCGCUGUUCCCUCCGCUUCCGGUGUACGUGCAUCCGCCGUCUAUGCUUGAUACGGCGCGGUAUCUGGCCAUUCGAGGCGCGUCGUUUGUCCUGUCGUUGUUGUUUCUCCUGGUUGUUGUACUUGGGGCGCUAUCUCGUGGCAUCUGGUUACUCCUCGUUGCGGCAGGCCAGUAUCUGCAGCGAAACAGUCCGCGGCAACAGCGGAGAUUCUACGCCGAAGAGCGCGCGCGCAGGCUAGACCGACGGACGUCGAGUCGGCGGUGGAAGCUCCGGCAGGAGAAGAGGGAAGUCGACGAGGAGGCGCCGGACGAUGACGAUUGCCCGCCGUUAGAAGGAGGGAAGGAUCCCGUUGUCGAUGAUGUCGCGUACUAUGCGCGACGAGUCGGGUUAGAUGUUGAGACUUAUAAAGUGCAGACGGAAGACGGGUUCAUCCUUACACUUUGGCACGUCUAUAAUCCCCACGAAUACACGCCUCUCCCUGCCAGCGAGCGGAAACCACGCGGGCCGCAUGUAUUCAGCGCGAAGAAGGAUCUGGAGUCCUUUAAUGGGGUGCGAAGGAAAUACCCCGUGCUCUUGAUGCACGGUCUCCUGCAGAACUCCGGCGCGUACUGCGCAAACGACGACGAUAGCCUCGCGUUCUUCCUCUGCAAAUCCGGAUACGACGUCUGGCUGGGGAAUAACCGGUGCGGUCUCGAACCAGAGCACACAAGCAUGCUGGACUCCGACCCGCGCAUGUGGAGCUGGACAAUCCAGCACAUGGGCGCGUUCGACAUAACAGCGCUAAUCUCCCGCGUGCUCUUCGAAACAGGGUACGACAAACUCGGCCUGAUCGCACACUCGCAAGGAAGCGCGCAGACCUUCGUCGCGCUGUCGAAAGACCAACGUCCCGAGCUGGGCGACCGCAUCUCUGUCUUCUGCGCCCUCGCGCCAGCGGUUUAUGCCGGGCCUCUCGUUAACCGCGUCUACUUCCGCUUCAUGCGCCUGAUUUCCCCCGCUGUCUUUCGGCUGGUCUUUGGCAUCCACUCGUUCAUCCCGUUGAUGGUCACCGUCCGGCGCUGGCUUCAUGCCCGCCUCUACGGGAAACUGGGCUACAUCGUCUUCUCGUAUCUGUUCAACUGGUCCGAUACGCGCUGGGACUACGGGCUCCGCGACCGUAUGUUCCAGUUCGCGCCUGUGUAUGUCUCCACCGAGACGAUUCGGUGGUGGCUAGGCGCGGACGGGUUCUCGACGCACGAGUGCAUUCUCGCGACGAAGGAGGCGUGUCUUGCUGAAGUUGAAUUCAACCGCACUACAGCGUCAGCGUCGAGUAUCAGAGACGCCGAAUCCGAUUCGACAGCGUGGUACGGCCCGCGCACUCCACCCUUUGCACUGUGGAUCGGCGGCGCAGACCAGCUUGUUGAUGGGCGGAAACUUCUGCGGAGGCUUGGGAGCGGUCGUGAGCCGUGCGUUGAUGUUGUUCAUGAGAAAGUUAUCGAGGAGUAUGAGCAUCUUGAUGUGCUUUGGGCGAUGGAUAUGAUUGAGCAGGUGGGGAAGGAGGUGCGGUUGGUGCUUUGGGAGACGAUGCCGGGUGAUGCGAGGGCGAGGAGUGUUGUUCCGCGCGGGGUUGCGUGA
Aspergillus mulundensis is the source of this 1917-nucleotide messenger RNA. RefSeq names its product putative ab-hydrolase associated lipase. Gene Ontology annotation, biological process: lipid metabolic process. The record is from RefSeq and is a predicted model, not a curated record. The transcript has a single exon. Bases 1 to 1917 code for a protein of 638 amino acids. NCBI's taxonomy places the organism in Eukaryota, Fungi, Ascomycota, Eurotiomycetes, Eurotiales, Aspergillaceae.